Molecule: messenger RNA, 2118 nt
Organism: Patiria miniata (bat star)
Lineage: Eukaryota; Metazoa; Echinodermata; Asteroidea; Valvatida; Asterinidae
Gene: aimp2
Product: aminoacyl tRNA synthase complex-interacting multifunctional protein 2-like
Exons: 4
Coding region: 421-1323 (300 amino acids)
Cellular component (GO): aminoacyl-tRNA synthetase multienzyme complex
Source: RefSeq, a predicted model, not a curated record
AUUGGCUGGGCAAGCGUAAACUGCUCACAAAAUGUGUCUCCCCGAAUUCAUACGCACAAAAAUACACCUCUUUAGACAACGCCAGGCACUGUUUCUCCCCCAAUAAUGCCAAUCUCGUUUGUAUUUCUACAUGGGAUGAGGUGAAAAUUGCCAAAAUUGUUGCUGAGCAAACAUAAUGACAAGGCUCAGCGAGGAAAAAGUAGCCAAUCAAAAUGAGCGUAAAAUAGUACAGCGCAGCUUGAGUGAAAAGUCAUGGAACGUGCAACGUGCAAUGCAAAGGUGCAGUACGGGAAAACUGCAAAACUUUCAUCAUCUACGCGUAAACAGCAAGUGCGCCAGCGCUAGUACAGUGCAUAUCGCGCACAUGUUGACGAUUGCAUUGAGUUUGUGCACGGUUGGGCCAUAAUCGAACGCCGUAGCAUGACACAGAAAAACGGCCCAGGAAUGUACAAAGUUGAGCCAUACUACGACUUUAAUCGCAUCCCUGUCGAGCUUCCCACAUGCAUGUUUAAAAUGGCAAGCUACCUCGAGAAUUCAGAGAAUAAUCAGGAGGACCCCAAACUCAUCGAGCUGGAACGUCGUCAGGAACACAUCCUACAAGAGCUGAAGUCACUGGAGAAUGAAGUAUCUACCCUGGCCAGCAAACUCAAACCAUCAGCUGAUGUCAUUGUUACAAGGCAGAAAGACACAGCCUUGGGAAGUGUAAUCCAUGAUAUUGUGAUCUACGCCAACCCAGCCCAGCCCCUUCUCUCACUUGGCGUGUUGUACGAGAUGCUGAAAGUGAACUACAGGUGUCGAUCCUCUGUUCACAUACACUCGUCGGUGAAGUCCCUGCCGGACCGACUGUGGAGCUGUUUUAGCAACGGGGUGGAGCUCAGCCGGGGCGAGGCCCAAAUAUCACUGACGCUGAUCUGGAAAGAUGUCUCCCACGGACCCAUCAUGAUGGUUGCAGCACCUUCGCAGUCCCCGAUCCACGGAGAGGCCAACAUUGCCCGCUACGUGGCCCGCCUCCUCAACCCGGGCUACGACGCGACGGACCCCGUCCGCGCCACCACGGUCGACCACUGGCUGGAUCUGGCCACCAGCUCGCUUGUCAACGGUAGCUCCAAGGAAAAGGCCGCCGGCGUGCGCGCGCUCAACUCCAGACUGGGCAGAUGCGAGUGGCUGGCGGGGCCGUCGAUAUCCGUGGCCGACGUCGUCUGUUGGAGUGCCCUGCACGGUGCAGGGCAGGCAGCGGGUGCACCAGCUAACGUACAGAAGUGGCUGAAGGCCUGUGCCGGCCACAGUUUAUUCACGAUGGCAUCAGGACUUGUAACUGCAUAACUUUUGUAGUCAUUCAUGCAUGCAGAACUGUUGCUGAAUUCUUUGCCCAUGAAAACAUAGGAAUAUACACAAUAUUUUAACCAAGUUUGUGUUCUCUCUUUAUCCCCUUUAUUUUUGUUAUAAAAUGUUGCGAACUCGUGUGUAAUAUCUUUACCUUUCGAACUGGUUGGCCUGUUUCCUUGCUCUAUGGCAGAAAAUUGAUAAUAAGAUCCAAAGUGAAGAAAAAUCAUGACUAUCAUGACGACUGAACCCUGCUGUUAUGAAAUUUGACCAAAGUCGUGAGCAAGUCACUCACAAGUCAAGUUACAAGUUAUCGAAAUGAACUUUGGUUAGGCAUUCCUUUGUCAUUUGUCACCCUCGGUUACAUGUGACAUGCCUGGUGAUUUGACUAGUGACAGAGUUGGUUACAAAUCUCAAGUUGACAUCUCUUAUUGUAUUAUCUUUAUUUCCAAACCUGUUUUUAAGAAUACAUUGCAUAAAGGAACACUGCUCUCGCUAAAUAUUAUUGAUCAAGUGCCUGUUUCUUUUGUUUUUCUCUUGUCAGUUUGUAGCAACACAGAUGUUUGACCUUUGACACACAAUAUGCAGUUGUGAUGAGACUUGGUGGAACAUUGUCUGCAUUCAAUCAGGAAUUUCAACCAAUAAAUUCACCAUUUGUUCAUCUCACAACAGACAUUAAGCAUUGUUUUUACAGUAGGUGCUGAUGCUCUACUUAAUGAGGAAUGUUUUCAAUGUUCUCAAUAAUGAAUUUUCUGUAUCAUGUUGAAAAUAAACUUUUCAGAAGUUGAAUUUUAA